AGAGUCCCAGCCAUCCAACACACAGAGUGCAAUAAGAGUUCAAGAGCGCUGCUGAGCGGCUCUCUAGAAUUAAGGGCAGUGACGAUACCGGGGGGAAGUAUUGUGUUUGUCCAUCAGCUUUUUUUGUUUAGGAGGGGCUCUGCAAGUGCGGUACUUUUGGUUACUUGUAGUUUGUGCGUCAGGCAAUUAAGGAAGGAGCAUCGGCGGUCCACAGCGCGGUGGGCAUGUGCAUGAGAGAGAAGAUAAAGUUGAAUGCGCAGGGCAGAAAAGAAGCAGUAAAGAGGAACAGAGUGUAAACUGACCAAGAAGACGACUCUCACACCAUGAAGACAGAGGACUCUGGGAGCCAGAGUCUGAAUGAGGGUCAAAUUAGGAUGCAGGCUGGCGCGCGGUCCUGGUUGUCUGGCAGUAAUUACCACAGUGGAAUGAAGAGGAUUCAGGUCCUGUCCCAUCUAGGGCUGCUAAUAGUGGGAGUGAUGCUGCUGGCCACCAUCCCUGUUGGAGCAAGCAUCAAACAGAGCGUCCCCAGGGUCAAACUCAGCCACAAAGAGCUGGUCCAAGGUGGCAGUGUAUCUCUGUUCUUGGGCCCCUCUGAAGGCCUCCACUCUCACACUCUGCUGCUAGAUGAAGAGAGGGGUCGUCUUCUGCUGGGAGCCAGGGAUCACAUCUACCUACUCGACCCUGACAACCUGGCCAGAGGGCCCAGAAAGAUCAGCUGGCCUGCUCCCCGAGACAGAGUCGAAAUGUGCAAACUGGCGGGCAAAAGUGCAAAUUUGGAGUGUGCUAACUUCAUCAGGGUUCUCCACAACUACAAUCGAACACAUGUCUACGCCUGUGGGACAGGAGCCUUCCACCCCAGCUGUGCUUUCAUUGAAAUCACAGGCCACAGAGCGGACGGUGUGUUCCAAAUGCUGUCUGGCACCGUGGAGUCUGGCAGGUUGAAAUGCCCCUUUGACCCCUGGCAGCCGUUCACCUCGGUCCUCACAGACCAGUAUCUGUAUGCGGGCACAGCCUCAGACUUCCUGGGUAAAGACACAACAUUCACUCGCUCCCUGGGCCCGCCGCCUGACCAGCACUACAUACGCACUGACAUCUCAGAGGACUACUGGAUCAACGAGGCCAGGUUUAUAUCUGCUCAUCCCAUUGCCGACACCUACAAUCCAGACGAUGAUAAGAUAUACUUUUUCUUCCGUGAGGUGUCGCGGGAGGGGAACGACAAGAGCAUCCUGUCUCGUGUGGCUCGUGUCUGCAAGAAUGAUGUGGGUGGGCUUAGGAGUCUGACAAACAAAUGGACCACCUUCCUUAAAGCGAGAUUGGUGUGUUCCAUCCCCGGACCGGACGGAGUGGACACACACUUUGAUGAGCUCCAGGACAUCUUUCUGCUUCCCACCAGAGAUGGCAAGAAUCCCAUAGUGUAUGGAGUCUUCACCACAUCCAGCUCAAUCUUCCGUGGCUCUGCUGUGUGUGUGUACAACAUGGCGGACAUAAGGGCUGUAUUUAAUGGACCGUACGCCCACAAGGAGGGGCCCGACCACCGCUGGGUAGAGUACGAGGGGAGGAUCCCGUACCCCCGCCCUGGAACGUGUCCCAGCAAGACAUAUGAUCCAAGGAUCAAGACCACCAAAGACUUUCCAGAUGAAGUGGUCAGUUUUGUUCGCUUCCACCCGCUGAUGUAUCGCUCUGUUUACCCUCUGACCGGACGUCCCGUGUUCACCCGCAUCCGAGUGGACUACACCCUGACUCAAAUAGUGGUGGACAGAGUCAUAGCAGAGGACGGGCAGUAUGAGGUCAUGUUUCUGGGCACAGAUGCUGGCUCAAUUCUGAAGGUGGUGAGCAUCACUCAAGAGAACUGGUCCACAGAGGAGGUGGUGCUGGAAGAGCUUCAAGUGUUCCAGGUUCCUGCUCCCAUCCUGAGUAUAGAGAUGUCCUCUAAACAGCAACAGCUGUACGUGGGAUCCAGUGAGGGUCUUGCCCAGGUUUCCCUCAGUAGGUGUCACCUGUACGGCCAGGCCUGUGCUGAGUGCUGCCUGGCACGGGACCCCUACUGUGCCUGGGAUGGACACACAUGCUCACGAUACAUCCCUGCAUCCAAGAGGCGAGCCAGGAGACAGGACAUCAAACAUGGAGAUCCCGCCAAUCAGUGCUGGGACACAGAGGACAGUCUUGGUGGAGGCCGGGUGGAGGAGCGGGUUCUCUUUGGGGUGCAGAGCAACUCCACCUUCCUGGAGUGCAUCCCCAAGUCUCAACAGGCCCAGAUCCGCUGGUACAUACAGAGACCUGGAUCUGAACACAGGGAGGAGGUCAGGCUAGAUGAUCGAGUUGUCCACACUGACCGAGGUCUCCUCAUUCGCUCCCUUCAUUCCUCUGAUGCUGGUGUGUACAUGUGUGUUGCUCAGGAGCACACACACUUCACUCACACUCUCGUACGUCUCACUCUACGUCUCGUCGCACAUGCAAACCUGGAUGGAAAGCCGAAUACCGGUGAGGACCCCAAGGUGGAGGUACGCCAUGGAGGGGAGCCUCGCCAGUGGUACAAAGACUACCUGAGAGUGAUGAGCACUCACAUCGGUUCUCUGGAGGAGUACUGUGAUUCGCUGUGGUUGGAGAAGAGGCCAAGGGGGCGAGGAAGAGGCAUAGGUGCAGGGAAGUGGAAACACAUACAGGAAAUGAAGAAGAGUAGGAACAGGAGGCACCACAGAGAGAGGGAGAGACAGGGGCGAGGAAGGGUGGAGAGGGCAGCAGAGGAGAGGGGGAGAUGGUAAACCUGCAUUUAGGGGUUGUUUUCAGCAACUAUACAUUCAAUUUCUGGGGGCUGGAUGAUGAGGUAGA
Myripristis murdjan (pinecone soldierfish) is the source of this 2829-nucleotide messenger RNA. It is a transcript of the gene sema3d, whose product is annotated as sema domain, immunoglobulin domain (Ig), short basic domain, secreted, (semaphorin) 3D. Lineage: Eukaryota; Metazoa; Chordata; Actinopteri; Holocentriformes; Holocentridae. The record is from RefSeq and is a predicted model, not a curated record. Gene Ontology annotation, biological process: semaphorin-plexin signaling pathway; positive regulation of cell migration; negative chemotaxis. Bases 324 to 2762 code for a protein of 812 amino acids. The transcript is spliced from 18 exons. Gene Ontology annotation, cellular component: plasma membrane. Gene Ontology annotation, molecular function: semaphorin receptor binding; chemorepellent activity.